AUGUUAUCGUUAAACUUGUGCUUCAUUGUUUGCAGCAUCGUGGCGCCGUUGUGUGCCAGCUUAUCGUUCACUGCAUUGCCAUCAAAUAUUUCUUUAUCUGGAUCCUACCUUAAACUAUCUUGCUCUACUACAAAUCAAAUAUUUCCUAUUAUAUGGAGUCAUAAUGGCAAAGAUAUAGCAGAAAACUGUCAGUUCUACACUGAAAAUCACCGUUAUAUAUGCAACAGACUCAAUGAUGUCUAUGAGAUCUACAUAUCAUCUGUAAAAUACGAAGAUAGAGGGGAUUGGUCUUGUGCACAUGGACCGAAGACUCAAAAAACCAUAAAUAUUGACGUUUUAGUAAAAGCAGAUGUUUACCCACCGAAAUUAUUAACUCUUCCAACAAAUGUUAGAAUGCCUACAAAUCGGAAUCCAUCAGUUAUUGAUGCAGUCGAUUCAACACAAUUACAAGAGAAAACUGUAAUUGGACAUAUCUCAGGAAUGGGGACUUUUACUAAUCCUAUCGAUUUGACAGAUAAAAAAUUAUAUACAGAAAAUGGCAUUUUUAUUGAAUGUACAACAUCAUGUGCAUCAUCAGUUAAAGGGAUUCAUUGGAGGGCGCAGAAUUCAACAUGGACUCACAGUUUACGCGUACAAUCAGAUAUCAAUAAUAAUAAUAAUAAUAAUAAUAAUAAUAAUAAUAAUAAUAAUAAUAAUAAUGACAAUGAUGUUGUAUAUCAUGAAAUUCAUAGAAUAUCACACAGACUUGAGCAUCCUCAUCAAAAUAAUGAUUGUGAAACUGGUUUACAAUUUGUUAAAAGUCGUAUACAAGUGAAAUGUGAUUCAAAUGCAAACCGAUUGUCAAGUAGUAAUUAUCUAUCGCACACACUUGUUGGUUUGAAUAAAAUCACUUGUUUCCCAUACUAUAAUAAAGCUGUGGAAAUGAAACUUGCCAAGAUGAAUCAAAUGAAUGAUCGGUUGAUGAAAGAGAUAACUGCUUAUGAGUAUGGACAUGGUAAAAAUAAUUGGCCUGAUGUUACUACUAGUCAAACAGUUUGCUUUGUUGAAGAUGGUAAUGGUUAUCUACAAGCAGCUGCUUGUAUUUAUGUCUUAUGUCCAGGUCGACCAGUGGCAUGGUUUACAUUCGGUGAAAAAGUUGCACUUGCCACUUCAAUUGCUUUAUUCAUUGUUUUAAGUACACUAUUUUGUUAUGUAACACGUCAACGUAGAAGAGCUAAACGGAAAGCAGAUAUGUCACCUGGACAACAACAUGAAAUUGAAUUAAUGCUGUAG
Molecule: messenger RNA, 1272 nt
Organism: Heterobilharzia americana
Lineage: Eukaryota; Metazoa; Platyhelminthes; Trematoda; Strigeidida; Schistosomatidae
Source: the annotation of a GenBank genome assembly